Molecule: messenger RNA, 483 nt
Organism: Drechmeria coniospora
Lineage: Eukaryota; Fungi; Ascomycota; Sordariomycetes; Hypocreales; Ophiocordycipitaceae
Exons: 3
Coding region: 1-483 (160 amino acids)
Cellular component (GO): cytoplasm
Molecular function (GO): 5'-deoxynucleotidase activity
Source: RefSeq, a predicted model, not a curated record
AUGGGGUCGCAGCUAGAUCAGGCUGACGCCUCCAACGUCGAGCUCUCGGGCUUCCGGUUCCGCCUCGCCGCUGGCCUUUUUUCCCACAUACUCGAGCGCCUCAAGACGACGAAGCGUGAGGGCUGGCGCCGGUUCGACAUCAACAGGUUAGAUAUCCUUGUUCGCCCCUGGGCAGCGACGGCGGUACCCUCGUUUGCAUUUCCUCCUUGCAGGGGCGAGUCCGUUUCCGACCACAUGUACCGCAUGUCCAUGAUAUGCAUGUUUCCGCCACCAUCCCUGGCAACACGACUCGACAUGGAAAAGUGCAUCAAGAUGUGCCUGGUUCACGACAUGGCCGAGCUUCUAGUCGGCGACAUCACGCCCAUCCACGGCGUUGCGAGGAUCAUGGUCGAGCUCACCGGCAAAUCGGACCGCAAUAUGGAAUGGGGCAUUCCUGGAAGAAUACCUGCUCAUGCGAGCCGUUGUCUCUUAUUUUGCGACUAG